UGUUACUGGAAUUUAAUUUUAACAUGAAUACCAGUGUUCACAGAAGAAGGCUUUAUCUUAUUCGUAAGGCCAUACUGGCCUCGUAUUCAUUGGAGGCUAAAGUGUCAGGAUGUCUGCCCUAGUCAGAAGGCUGACUAAGAGUUUAGGUAGUUCUCUGAGGCGACGAGCUGUGUCUUUGAGAAAUGCAGGCACUGAAGCAGAGCAUGCAGUGAAACAAGAUGAUUAUAUGAGAAAUGUAAAAUAUCCAGGAUUGUGGGUCUAUGCCAUCUUUUCUCUGUUGGCAGUCAGAGAAGUAAUGACUGAUCGAAAAGCAAGUCGUAUCAUUGAAGAGCAGCGAAUAUUAGCAUUACCAUUGGCUGAACGAGAGAGACCACCGGAUGUUAAAUUGCUGUCAUCUUAUCUUGGCUGGCGUUAUGAUUGAAUUCUACAUAUUUUUGCCUUUUUCUGGAGUAUUUAAGUAAAUUUUUCUGUCUGAUUUA
Messenger RNA from Styela clava, 479 nucleotides. RefSeq lists its product as uncharacterized. NCBI's taxonomy places the organism in Eukaryota, Metazoa, Chordata, Ascidiacea, Stolidobranchia, Styelidae. The record is from RefSeq and is a predicted model, not a curated record.